Molecule: messenger RNA, 1924 nt
Organism: Corythoichthys intestinalis (scribbled pipefish)
Lineage: Eukaryota; Metazoa; Chordata; Actinopteri; Syngnathiformes; Syngnathidae
Gene: bcat2
Product: branched chain amino-acid transaminase 2, mitochondrial
Exons: 11
Coding region: 174-1346 (390 amino acids)
Biological process (GO): L-valine biosynthetic process; L-leucine biosynthetic process
Cellular component (GO): mitochondrion
Molecular function (GO): branched-chain-amino-acid:2-oxoglutarate transaminase activity
Source: RefSeq, a predicted model, not a curated record
UUAUUUACAAAAAUUUUAUUUUUUAAUGAUUUAUUUUUAAUAUAAAGUGGUUUUUUUAAUUUAUUUAUUAUUUUAAAAUUAUCACUUGCCCGAAGGUGUGUCACCUAAGGCGGAACAUUUAGUCUUUUGUUUCCGCACGAGUUAAUAAUCAGUGAGCACACAGCAAAGCGGCAAUGGCAGCUUUCCGAACGGUGGUCCGCACAAGAUGGAUUCGGACAUUUCCUGUCGCUUUGGCGCCGCGCCGCCUUGCGAGUUCCUUCAAGGCUGCCGAUUUGAGCGUGGAACGCAACCCUAAAUCCGCGGCCAAGCCGGACCCGUCCACGCUGGUGUUCGGAAAGCAAUUUUCGGAUCACAUGCUGACAGUGGAGUGGAAUGCCGACGGCGGCUGGGAAGCGCCACAAAUCAAACCCUUCCAGAACCUCUCGCUGCAUCCAGCCAGCUCCGCUCUGCAUUACUCCAUCGAGCUGUUUGAAGGCAUGAAGGCGUUCCGCGGCGUGGACAACCAUGUGCGCCUCUUCCGGCCCAUGCUCAACAUGGAGCGCAUGCACCGCAGCGCCAAGCGCAGUUGCUUGCCUACGUUUGACAAAGUCGAGCUGCUGGAGUGCAUCAAGAAGCUGGUGGAGUUGGAGCAGGAGUGGGUUCCGUACUCGGAGGACGCCAGCUUAUACAUCCGACCCACUUUCAUCGGAACCGAGCCGUCGCUGGGCGUGACCCGAGCCGGCCGAGCCUUGCUGUUCGUAAUCGUGGGUCCCGUGGGACCGUAUUUCGCCACGGGGUCUUUCAACCCCGUCUCGCUGCUGGCUGACCCGUCCUUUGUGCGCGCCUGGAAGGGGGGAGUCGGCGCCUACAAGAUGGGAGGAAACUACGGUCCGACCAUCGCCGUUCAGAGCGAGGCGGUUCAGCGCGGCUGCCAGCAGGUUCUGUGGUUGUACGGAGACACGGAGGAAAUCACUGAGGUCGGGACCAUGAAUCUCUUCAUCUACUGGACGGAUGAGAACGGAGAGAAGGAGUUGGUGACGCCGCCGCUGGACGGGAUCAUCCUCCCAGGAGUCACCAGGCAGUCUCUGCUGGACUUGGCCAGAAACUGGAAUGAGUUCAAAGUGACAGAGCGCAAAAUGGGCAUGAAGGAACUGCUGAGCGCGCUGGACGCCGGCCGGAUUCUGGAGGUGUUCGGCGCCGGAACGGCCUGCGUGGUUUGUCCUGUGGGCAGCCUCCUCUACAAGGGCCAGACAUACAACAUCCCAACCAUGCAGAACGGACCCGACCUGGCCAAGAGGUUCUACAAAGAGCUUACUGAUAUUCAGUACGGACGCAAGGCCAGCGAGUGGGCGCCUGUGGUGGCUUAAAUGGUUUUUGCACAAGACAGUAGAAUCAACAGUUACAUCCCAUAAUUCCACUUUGGACCACGGUUAACCCCGCCCCUUCCCGCCUUUUUCUCUUUCCUCGUGUACGUACGUAAAACCACUAAUGCACUCCUGACAAUUUCUGCCGGUGGUUUUGCGGCAAUAAGAACUGGUUGCAACAACAAUUCAGCUCUACUUUAUACAUAGACUCACAUAGCACAAAGUUACUCGUCCUAUAGGCGGUUAGUCGUAGUUCAGUGAUAAGCUGUAUUGCGGUGUGGUGCUUCUUUUGAGAGGGUUACUGCGAGGGGCCACUUUGCACUCCCGGCCAGGUGGGAUGAACGAGCAAGCGACUGGCCUAAACUGGUUUGUGUGUCCCUGCUAUUGUCGUUUUUAGAUGUUUUUACAGGAUAUAUCAUAUGUAAUGAGUUGAGACGUCUUCCGUGUUAAGUGCCUGCUGACCAUCGUCUUGGUCAGCGCGUCUUCCGCUCAAAUGUUAUCCAAGAAAUGUCACUUCUUGUUUGUAUGUGCUGUUUACGUUUAGUCGGCAUUAUUUUUACAUUAAAGCCUGUUUGAGACCA